AUCGAAGGAGAGGGAAAGAGUUCCCAAAGAGACUUCCCGGUAUGGAGGAGAAGAAAGAUAGUCCUAAACAAAGUCAUCAACAAGAGCAGACUGAAGAAGAAAAGCCUGAUGAACAAGUGGAGGCCGCUGCUGAUCAUGAAGAAAAAGUCAUUUCUAUGCUUGAAAAGAACCAGUUACCCGAGGAUACAGAUCAGAAAGAAAGACAUGAAAAUAAGGCAGAAAUAAGUGUUGGGUCGUCCAAAUUAUCUGGAAAAGAUGGAGAGGGGAGGCAAACAGAUUCAUCAAAGAAAUCAAAAGAAGGUUCAAAACGAAAUGCCAAGGAAAAGCACACGGUCCCUCAACCAUUUUCUUUUGCAACUGAUAAAAGGAUGUCUAAGGAAAGACGAAGUAGUUCAAUGGAUUUUUCUGCAGCAAAUGAGGAAAGAAGGUCAAAAGAAAAACGAGGUUCAAUUGAUUUCAAGGCCCCACAACCCAAACUAUCGAAAUCUUUCAGUAUAAAUCACAAGGUUGAACCCUCAGCUAGUGCCGGAGAAACCUCUAAACUGACGCGUGCGAAUUCUACUCGUGCUAAUAUAACAAGUACCAAACCUAAAGCUCCAACUCCUAAGCCUGCUGAUAAAAGAAUAGAGAAGCAGAAAGGAGAGGACUUGGAGAUCAAUAAACUUGCAAAGACUUCCACAUGUAAAACAGCACCAUUGCAAAGCUUCUACAAUCAGACAGAUCCUCCAUCAAAGCCUGCAUUAAGGAUCAAGAUCCCCGUCACACGUCCGAAAUCUCCUUUGCUUGACCAACGAAGCAAGUCUAUCUCAAAUUCCCAGAGCAACAAAAUACAAGACAAGGGAAAGUACUCGGCUUCCAAGACGAUAAGUACUAGCAGUGCAAAGGAGACCAUAACCAAAAUACUGAUUGGUUCUCGGAAGAUUUUGAAUCCCGCAAAACAGAAGCUUAAAGCUGAUGUUUCGGGUGCAUGAUAUGAUCAACAGGAUUAUAUAUAUAUAUAUAUAUAUGUUGAACAAGUUUAUAAAUUGCAUGGAAAGGAAACGUCGACGCUUCACUUGUGCUUAAUUGGCUUGCAAAUCAAUAAAAUGUGGCUACCAUUCUCAAAAUCUGCAAGCUUCUCCGGCAUUAAGUACUGUUAGAUUGAUAACAGUGGAUAUAUGUUAUAUAUGUUUGGUUUGUAAUCGCCCUUCUUGAGCUUUGUACUGCAUUA
Messenger RNA from Alnus glutinosa, 1210 nucleotides. Its product is annotated as protein WVD2-like 3. NCBI's taxonomy places the organism in Eukaryota, Viridiplantae, Streptophyta, Magnoliopsida, Fagales, Betulaceae. The transcript is spliced from 5 exons. The record is from RefSeq and is a predicted model, not a curated record. The coding region runs from base 42 to 971 and encodes 309 amino acids.